UCUCUCAGAACGCUCGCACCAUCCAAAAUUCAAGAUCCUACCAGACCUCGUAGCACACACUACACUAGCCAUGAAGCCGGCUCAGCUCCUGUUCGCGGCCCUCGCGGUCCUGCUGCUGUGCGCGGCGGCGGCGCCGCGGGGCGCGGAGGCGGCGACGUGCGACGCGACGCAGCUGACCCCGUGCGCGGGCGCCAUCAUCGGGAACUCGCCGCCCACCGCGGCGUGCUGCAGCAAGAUGAGGGAGCAGCAGCCGUGCAUGUGCACGUACGCGCGCGACCCAAACCUGCAGCGCUACGUCAGCUCGCCCAACGGCAAGAAGGCCAUGGCCGCGUGCAAGGUGCCCGUGCCGUCCUGCUAAUUCCGUUGUUGGCACUGCCGCGUGCGGCCGGCCUCUGCGCUUGCUGUGGACUCGGUGGCGUGGCCCACUUCACAGGGACACUAUUAUGCAGCAGAGGCACCGUGGUGUCGCUUGUUUCCGUACCGUACGUAUACGUACUUAGUGCCGCGUAUGCCGGUAUGCGUAUUUAUUUCCGUGAGGUGUUGAUCAGUUGAUGUACUCCCCUGCUUGUAUCUACCGAGCUCUAGUCUUCGGGUUGAUACGUGCGCGUAUAAAUAAAUAAUGUAAUAAUGAUGUAUGUACUAUAUACAGUAUGUGUUUGUUACAAGAGAAUCUCCGGUACUCCCAA
Setaria italica (foxtail millet) is the source of this 686-nucleotide messenger RNA. RefSeq names its product non-specific lipid-transfer protein 2. The coding region runs from base 71 to 358 and encodes 95 amino acids. The transcript has a single exon. Lineage: Eukaryota; Viridiplantae; Streptophyta; Magnoliopsida; Poales; Poaceae. The record is from RefSeq and is a predicted model, not a curated record. Gene Ontology annotation, biological process: lipid transport.